This is a messenger RNA of Acanthopagrus latus (yellowfin seabream), 2272 nucleotides long. RefSeq names its product FAST kinase domains 3 (gene fastkd3). Gene Ontology annotation, cellular component: ribonucleoprotein granule; mitochondrial matrix. The transcript has 7 exons. The record is from RefSeq and is a predicted model, not a curated record. Bases 169 to 2166 code for a protein of 665 amino acids. Gene Ontology annotation, molecular function: RNA binding. Lineage: Eukaryota; Metazoa; Chordata; Actinopteri; Spariformes; Sparidae. Gene Ontology annotation, biological process: regulation of mitochondrial mRNA stability; mitochondrial RNA processing.
GACCAAAGAUAGCACGAAUCACCAGGUUGAGAAAUCAACCUCAUUGAAUUUACGACGGUCCCUGAACGCCUCGUCAUCCUUACGGAACCACGUUAUGACAGAGUCGCUCCAGUCAGCGGUUCUGUGACCCUUCGCCGCUGUCGGAGAGUCCAGCUGGGUCUGAGGGUCAUGGCUCUGAAGCUGGUCCAGAGACUGUCGGUGGUCGGGCAGCUGGGGGUUCAUCGUGGGGUCUGCUCCACCAGGCUCCUGAGCACCAUCAGUGUGGGUCAGCCUCUCUGUGCUGGCUGCCUCUCUACCUCAGCCGGAUGCUGCAGCCGGAGACAGCGCUGCAGGACACUCCAGCAGGACUCUGGUAGAAGGAGCCUGACCACCACCAUCACCAGGGAGCCGUACUUCCUCGGCAGCAGCUCUGGUGGCCUCCACAGAGAUUCGGAACUUGGGUUCCGGAUCACCCAGCUGCACGGACCCACAGCUGCCGAGGAGCAGGAGUUCAAGCAGCGGCUAGAUAGCUGCUCCUCAUCCCGGCAGGUGUUCACACUCCUGCGCUCUUUAGGGAUCAUGUCUGACACCAUGGCUGCAGCAGCACUGCACCGUGUGGCUGAUCUGGAGCAGGCGGGGAACUCCCUGAAAGACCCUAAAGUGCUGGAGAAGGACACCAUCAGAUCUCUGUGCUAUCAGUUAGAGCAGGACUCCAGGCGGCUGACGGAUGCCGGGCUGGUGUCAGUUCUCCUGGCUUGCACUCGCCUCUUCUUGGAUCCCUGGAGCAUGUUGAUGGUGCGGCUGGUGUCUGAGAGCCAGGAGAGGUUGGACAGGGGGCAGAUGACUGUGGAGCAGCUGUGCACUCUGGGGCAAGCGAUGCUGGCUAUGGAGGGUCCCGGCUGUGUGAUGCUGAUGCAAGUGAUGGAGCAGAUCCAGAAGAAGGAGCCCUCGCAGUGGAGCAUAGAGGAUCUAAUCACCGUUUAUAGACUUCUGCAAGGUGGUGUGGCUCAGGAUGGGAAGUACCGGGACCUCCUGAACGCCAUGCACACCCACGCUGUGACAGUCACCUCUCGCAUGAACCCUGCAGCCGUCAGCGGGCUUCUUGGUGCUCUGGUGGUCCUGAAUCAGACGCAGGUCAUGCCUCUUGUGAUCAAUCUGUGCAAGCAGGCCGUGAGGCAUGUUCCUCACUUCACUGAUGAGGAGCUCACGGUUGUGCUCGGCGGCCUUAUGCACUUUGGCCACAGUGAUCAUUACUUUGUGGAGGCGAUGGAGAGGUAUGUGCCCACGAUGACCUUCACCUCCCACCCAGAGACGGUGACCAAGGUGAUUCAGUUCUUCAGCCGGAGGAACAUCCUCUCACCGACUGUAUUUGACGCUGUGGCUGAGAGCUUCGUGUACCGAGCGGACGACUACAGCACCAGCCAGGUGACCCGGCAGAUCACGGCUCUGGGGAGGCUCGGCUACCUUCCUCCCAACGCUGGCGAGCUAUUCAGGAAAGUCGAGUCCAUCCUGCGGUCACGCUUUUCACACUUCCAGCCUCGGAUGGUGCUCAACCUGCUCCACUCCUGCACCCUGGUGGAGAGGUUCCCUGUUAACUUUGUCUCCAAAGUGUUCAGCAGUUUUUUCCUCCAGCAGCUGCAAGAUCAGGGCACAGGGAUUGACCGGAUUUUCCUGGCACAGCUGACCCAGCUCUACAUGACUUUGAAGUUGGAGUGUCCUUUCUAUGAGGGUCCCAAACUCCUUCGCAAGUACCGCGUCCAGUCUUUCCUCAUGUCCGGACGCUCUCUGGAGACACCGGUCGACGCACAUCUGUACAACUCUGUGAAAACAGGGCUGGUGGAUCUUCUCGGGUCUCGUUCGUACUUUGGAUCCAAAGUUCUGACACCUUACUGCUACACACUUGAUGUGGAGAUAAAACUGGAUGAAGGGGGAUACGUGCUGCCUGCCUGUCAGAAUGAUGAGGUAUACAAAAGGAUAGCUCUUUGUAUUGAUGGGCAGAAGAGAUUCACUACAAACAAGAGGCAGCUGCUUGGAAAAGAGGCCAUCAAGCAGCGACACCUGAGGCUUCUGGGAUAUGAAGUUGUUCAGAUUCCUUUCUAUGAGUUUGAAAACCUGGAAGACAAGAGCAGUGUGGUGGAGUAUCUGCACCAGAAAAUCUUCCCUCACACUUUCAGGCUGAGCUGGUGAUGAUAAGAAUGUUCCUUCAGUGGUUUCAUCAGCAGAAUCGCUUGCCCCGAGUUUUGUCGUGAACUUUGUGUGUAAAAAAAUAAAUAAAUAAAAAAAGGAGCAUCUA